Molecule: messenger RNA, 687 nt
Organism: Cylindrotheca closterium
Lineage: Eukaryota; Bacillariophyta; Bacillariophyceae; Bacillariales; Bacillariaceae
Source: the annotation of a GenBank genome assembly
AUGUUCGAUAUCGUGUAUGCAGAAGAUGACCUAUCCUCCAUUGGAUCAGAGUCCGCAUUUGGUGACGACAUACCAUCAGAUGAAUCCGUUGGAAGUGCAGGAUCUUCGCUAGCAAGUAUUACCUCUUCGUCGCUGCUGGGAGCAAUAGACGGGGCUACUCGCACCACAGCAGAUGAUUUGUCAACAUACUAUGAUUCAGAUCUAGAUAGUGAUUGUGAGGAUGACGAAGAUGAUUAUGUUGAUGAAAGCAGCAUAUCACAUCACUUUCAUUCGUGUGACGUCGAGGCGACAGAUGACGACUUGUCGUUUGUUUCAGACGAUUUUGACCUGAAUCUCAGCUUUAGUGAUGAUGAAGACGAAUUAAUUUCAGAAUCAAAUCGGUUUGAACGCACUGUGGAACUAACACCAGAUGUAUCAUCACUGCGGAAACGAGUACCUUCCGAAUUUCACAUUACAUCGCCGGGUGUAGAAGACGAUAAGGCAUGCAAAUGUGAAUCGUAUUUGGAUCCUUCUCAGAGCCGAGAACAAUUUUUUGCUCACGCAGCAAAGGUCAUCCAACACGGUUUAGCAACAAAGAAUAGUCGAGUGCCUGGGAUAUGCUCGUUAGACUCGUCGUUGCACUUGCAAAGGACGAUGGUUCGACUGCCAUCUCGCAGUGUGUCACUGGACGUCAGCGUUCGGUUGUAA